This is a messenger RNA of Sphaerodactylus townsendi, 1788 nucleotides long. It is a transcript of the gene TSKU, whose product is annotated as tsukushi, small leucine rich proteoglycan. The transcript is spliced from 3 exons. Gene Ontology annotation, molecular function: protein binding. The record is from RefSeq and is a predicted model, not a curated record. Gene Ontology annotation, cellular component: extracellular matrix. Bases 580 to 1644 code for a protein of 354 amino acids. NCBI's taxonomy places the organism in Eukaryota, Metazoa, Chordata, Lepidosauria, Squamata, Sphaerodactylidae.
GAGGAGGCGGCCGGCCGGCUGCAAGGAGGGGAUCCGGGGCUGGCCGGCCGAGCUGGAAGGCGGCGCAGGCGAGGCGGUCGGCGGGGCUUGCUGGCCGCCCCCCUCGGGCCGCGGGCGGGUUUAUAAAGCGGCCUUGGCAGAGGAUCGCGUGCAAAGGGAGCGCCCCCGGACCGGAGACCAGCGGAUCGCGAGCGAGCGAGGGGGGAGGAGGGGGAGCCGUCCUUUUGCACGCACGCAACCCCCCCCCCCCAAAAAAAACCCUAUUGCUUUUUUUUUUUUUUGCACCGAGCCCGGAUUGCUGCUGCAAGAGAAAGAAAGGGGGGGGGAGGGGGGGCAGCGAAGAGCUGUUCGUCCGCUGCAAGACCAGACUGGCCGGUUGCGAGCCAAAGGCAGGAGAGGACCGCGUCGCUUCUCGGCAUGUUUCCUCUCCCAGCCCGAUCCCUCUGUGAGUUUUCGUGGAAGCGCAGAUAAUUUCGGAGCACCUCGGUUUUUACAAUGCCCAGGAUCUUCCUGAGCGACCCGGCAGGGGAGGCAUCUUGGUAGACUGGUCUUCAAGAGGUUUCCUGGAAAAUUCCCACGAUGCCUUUCCCCACUUGGUUUCACCUGCUGUUGCUGCUUUUUCCUGCCAUCGGCACGUCAAGGACCUGCUUCCCAGGAUGCCACUGUGAAGUGGAGAGUUUCGGUCUCUUCGACAGCUUUAGCCUAACCAAGGUGGACUGCAGCAACAUCGGGUCCCAUAUCGUCCCUGUGCCCAUCCCAUUGGACACCACCUACCUGGAUUUAUCAUCAAACAAACUGGAAUCCAUCAACGAGUCCAUGCUGACGGGCCCCGGCUACACCACGCUGGUCAGCCUCGACCUCAGCAACAAUCGGAUCUCAAGGGUCACCUCCGCCACGUUCUCUAGGCUCAGAUAUCUCGAAACGUUGGAUCUGAGUUACAACUCUUUGGUCACCCUUCCAGACGAGUGCUUCUCCGGAUUACCUCUGGGGGACGUUGAUUUGAGUAACAACCUCCUCUUGGAAAUAUCGAUGGGCGUCUUUGCGUCAAAAGGUCAAGGGAAACCGAUCAACGUGGAUCUCUCGAACAAUUUGAUAAGCGUGAUUUUAAGGCCGCAGGACAAAGCCAUUCCCAAUAUUCAGAGUUUGAGCCUGUCUGGAAACAGGCUCAAGAGCGUCCCAAACCUUCAAGGGAUACCUCUUCGGUAUUUAAACCUCGAUGGAAACCCAGUGUCCGCAAUCAAGAAGCAUGCGUUCUCCGGACUGAAGGAUUUAACCCAUUUGUCGCUCAGUGGUCUUCACGAUCUAUCAGUGAUCUCACCGUACAGUUUCAAAGAUCUACCGGCUCUCCAAGUGCUUGACCUAUCCAGCAACCCGAACCUUAAAUCCUUGGAGGCCGAAGUGUUUUACAGCUUAAGUGCUUUGCAAGAGCUCAACCUGUCGAGCACAGGUGUUGCCGCUUCCUUAUCAAAAGCCAUGUUGAAAUACCUGCCUUCCAUCAAAAGUAUCGCUCUGGGGAAAAACAUUAAGUGCUUGAAGACAAUCCGCGAAGGCCAGUACCACAGACAAACGGGGCUGCCCAAGAAAGAGACCCUAAGUUGCCACGACAGUCAAGGGUCAGUUGCGAUAGCGCCGUACACCUUAUGACAGGCUGAGAAGAAUGUAUGAACCCCUGGACUAGAACACGCACAGACAAACAAAAGCGUCCAAUGUGCCUUCUGUAAAAAUAUAUAUAUUGUUAAUUUAUAUAUAUUUUGUAUAUUCCAAUCCUUGAUUACAAUGAUUGAUGAA